Messenger RNA from Drosophila sulfurigaster albostrigata, 3211 nucleotides. RefSeq names its product probable sodium/potassium/calcium exchanger CG1090. NCBI's taxonomy places the organism in Eukaryota, Metazoa, Arthropoda, Insecta, Diptera, Drosophilidae. Gene Ontology annotation, cellular component: membrane. The record is from RefSeq and is a predicted model, not a curated record. Gene Ontology annotation, biological process: calcium ion transmembrane transport; intracellular calcium ion homeostasis. Gene Ontology annotation, molecular function: calcium channel activity; calcium, potassium:sodium antiporter activity.
UCGUCGACGCUCUCGCCGUGCGCGCAUGUGGAACAUGGGAUUGCUUUUCCUCAUCUACUACUGCGUGAGCAUCUACUCGGCCAAGGGUGAUGAUAAGCCGACAUUCCCCCUGGAUGUUGGCGCUCUGCCCGAAGCUGCCGAUGCCGAUGUGCCGCCCGAACUUGUGAACACUUCUCCCAACCCCAUGCUGUCCACUGAAAAAUUCGAUGAGCCGUUGCUAACUACGAUGGCCACAGUGCAUGGUGCGGUGCCCACUUGGCGUCCGAAGCGAGAGAACUGCACGCCACCGGCCAUUGAGCAAUUUCCGCAGCCAUUGAUGAACAAAUGGGCGCGACGACAUGGUGGCCUCAUCCUCCACAUCCUGGUGGCCAUCUUCACCUUCUUCGGCCUGGCCAUUGUGUGUGACGAAUACUUUGUGGCCAGUCUGGACAGACUCUGCGAGGAGCUGCAUCUAUCGCCGGAUGUGGCUGGUGCCACAUUCAUGGCUGCUGGCAGCUCAGCUCCAGAGUUGGCCACCGUUGUCAUUGGCGUGUUCUUUGCCAAGGAUGAUAUUGGCAUUAGUGGCGUCAUUGGUUCCGCUGUGUUCAACAUCAUGUUCGUCAUCUCGGUGUGUGCUCUGUGCUCCGGCACUGUUUGCCAGCUCAACUGGUGGCCUCUGGUCCGCGAUUGCUUCUUCUACUGCGUGUCCAUAUUGGUCAUGCUGAUAAUCAUUUUCAAUGAUGUCAUCUCCUGUUUCGAGUCUGUGGUAAUGCUGCUCUGCUAUGUGGGCUACUGUGUAGCGCUGUGUUUCAAUACGGAACUGGAGCGCUGGGCGUUGAGCUUGAAUCUGCCCUUCAAGCUGCCCAGCAAGGAGGAGCAAUCGGCAUUGGUGACAUAUAAGAAUGUGCCCGAAAGUUCCUACACCCAGGGCAACGGGGGACAGACGCAGACGAAGGAAACCGAUCCCAGUGCGCAACAGAAGCAACAGGAUCCGACACAAGGCGACUAUCAGAGCUACAAUGACCCCAAUGCCAGCUGGGAUCCCAACGCGGCCUGGGGCGAAGAGUCGAGCCAGAGUCAAGCGGCAGCAGCGAUGCCAAUGGCAGCCAGUGCUAGAAGCAGCCAACCGCCGGUCGAUGAUUGGGGCAUGGGUCAGUUCAAUCAGGGCCAAGGUCAAGAGAAUAUGGGCUAUCACGGAGAUCAGCCGGAUUCGGUGGUAACGGGUGAGCAGGCUGCUGCUGCAGCCGGAACCGGAGCCGGAGCUAAAAGUCAAGUGGCGACAACGCCGGGUGGCGGCGUUGAGUAUUACAAAUCGACGGAUAAACAGCGUGAGGCACGCUCCGAUCCAUUGAUGCGACCCACGGAGGGCGGUUUGCCAGCAUUGGUCGCCUGGUAUGUGGUAUAUCCGAUCCACUAUCUGUGCAAGUUGACGAUGCCGGAUUGCCGGCAGCAUCAGUAUCGCAAUUGGUAUCCAUUCACGUUUCUCAUCUCAAUGGUUUGGAUCUCGUUCUAUUCGUACUUUAUGGUCUGGAUGAUAACGGUGAUUGGCUCCACGUUGGCCAUACCCGACACUGUGAUGGGCCUGACGUUCGUUGCCGCUGGCGUUUCGGUACCGGACGCCCUAAGCUCAAUAGCGGUUAUCAAAGAGGGCUUCGGCGACAUGGCCGUAUCGAAUGCAAUUGGCUCGAAUGUCUUUGAUAUACUAGUGUGCUUAGGUCUUCCGUGGUUCAUACAAACGGCUAUCAUUGCGCCCGGCUCGCACGUCAAUGUCAUAUCCAAGGGUCUGGCAUAUUCCACACUCUCGCUCUUCUCCACCGUUGUCUUCUUGAUACUGUCGACCCAUCUGAAUGGCUGGAAAUUGGACAAACGCUUGGGCAUUAUACUGAUGAUUUGGUAUCUGUUCUUCAUCACGCUGGCGGCGCUCUACGAGAUGAACGUCUUUGGCUACAUGAACCCACCAGAAUGUCCAAGUGAAUUCUAAAUGGAUAAAACGAUUAACUUGACUUAUAGACCGACGCACCUAGAAUCACAUCACCAGCACCAAGUAUGCAUAUGAUGAAUACCAUAUGAAUAAGUACGGACAUAAACGAGUACUCGUGCAGUACGCAGCAGCAACAACUAUAAAAAUAAAUAAACAAAAUAGUCCCAACAACAACAAUAGAAAACAACAACAACAACUUGAUAAUAGAUGUAAAUGAAAAUGUUAUUGUUAAUGGGACAACAAUUUAUUACUCAACGCGCGUUUUACAUGGAUUUUUACAUGCACCAAUUGAAUGAAAAUAUAUACUAUAUACAUACAUACUAUAUAAUAUAUAGAUGCAAAGAAAGAAACCCAUAUACAAGAACAUAUAUAGAAGCAUAUAUAUAGCACUGUAGAUAGGGUGAAAUGUAUUAAAUUAAGUACAAGUAACAAGUAUAAACAAAAAGCAGCAAAUCAAUGAAAUUUGUUGUCACGGUUUUAUGGAACAACACGAAUAGAAAAGGAACAACGCAAAAUUCAACAAAAACACUUACACUCACAUAUACAUACAUAUAUAAAGUUGACGAAUGUUUUACAUUAAGCAAUGAUUUUUACAUCAAUUUAUAAUAUAUAUGUAUUUAUCGAAUGUUGUUUGGUUUGUAAGAAUCUCUUUUCCACAUAGAAACAUUCUUUCGAUUCUCGUUUCACUUCUCAUUUUGAGAUCUUACAAGUCAUACAAAGAAAUGAAUUCAUUUUACUUAAUCAAUGAAUGAUAUCAACGAAUUUUUGUGUUUAAUUUGUUAUUACAUUUUUAUAUUAAUUAUACCCUGUAAUAAAAGAUUCCAAAGACAAGAGUCUGUUUGUCUGAUAGAGAUCAAUAGAUUCGAUUAUAAGAGAUAAAUUAAAUUAUGUAUUAGAAACAAAUUUCUUUUUUACUUUACACUUAAUACCGGGUAUAUGCUAGUCGUUUCCCAUUCGACUAGAUACUUGUUUUAUGUUCGUAUUUUGACUCACACAUUUACAUUGAUACCAGAAGCAUUCAACAAGCAGGAUAAAACAGAACAGAAAGCAAAUUUCAAGUAAUAUUUAUGUAGAUAUUUUAAAUGCAAUUUGCAAUAAACGAAAUAUGAAAAUAUGAAUGUAUAUUUUGUACAAUUAAGUAAAUAUAUUUACAAAAUAGCCACAUUGAUUAAACGAAAACGUCCUAAGUUUAGCCACAUACAACAACAACAACAACUAUCGUUUAAACAGAAACAAAAACAAAAAAGAAAA